Messenger RNA from Mucor mucedo, 946 nucleotides. RefSeq lists its product as uncharacterized. The record is from RefSeq and is a predicted model, not a curated record. The coding region runs from base 70 to 894 and encodes 274 amino acids. Lineage: Eukaryota; Fungi; Mucoromycota; Mucoromycetes; Mucorales; Mucoraceae. The transcript is spliced from 3 exons.
UAAACGGUCACAAUAUAAAAGUCCAAAAAAAUCUGUCAAAUAUUGCCAGCUUCAUUGAAAACCAUAAUCAUGUCUAUCAACAUCAAACCAGUAUCUAACAGGGUGACUACCCAACCUGCACCCAACACUCAAUUAAGCUCCAGAACGGACAUUUACGAAGAAGAAACUGUCGAUGAGGAGGCCUUGAAAGAAGACGCUCAAAGAAUGGACAACAUGAUGCGUCAGUUAAUGGGUGGGGAUGACGAAGAAGAAGUGGCCGAAGAUAUGGAAGAGGACAAACAAGAGGACGAAGAAGAGGAAGAAUUCGCGUUCAAUCUUUUCGGUGGUUCAUCUAUCGCCAAAGUCAAUAUCGCCGACGACAAAGACACCACUGAUAGUUGGGCAAAGGCCGUUUCAGAUAUGCAAGUAUGUGAAUUUGACGAGACCGAUCCUGAAUUUGUGGCUCGCGCUAAGCAGGCAGUAGUUGAUUACGAAACUAUCAUGAAACAAUCAACCACACCAUAUCCUGCAUUACGUUUCCCCCGCCGUAUUAUUCAUAUUUUAUCACCCGAGGAAGAGGCUAAGAAGGCGGCUGGUGAGAAGAAGACUAUCAAGAAGAGAAAGAGCAAAAAGUGCCGUGAUUUUGAAAAGGCUGUCAAGGAGGGAAAGAUUGACCUGAAGCCUAAUAUGAGAAAUCCCAAGACACCCGAUGGCUGGCCUGGAUGGCCCUGUAUUAGAAACAGAGUAGCUAUUAUUGAUUACGAUGCUUCUAAGAAAAGAGAUGCCAGUAGCUCUCGUGGUGGUCGUGGCGGCCGUGGAGGACGCGGAGGAAGUGUACGUGGUGCAUCCAGAGGUAGAGGCAUUAUCAGGGGAAACAGCCGUGGCGGUAGCGGGGGUAUGAUGGCUAGAGCUUAGUUAUUGUAAUAAAUAAAAUGUAUAAAAUUUUAAAAUUUUUUUUAUGAUCUGA